This is a messenger RNA of Diospyros lotus (date-plum), 1667 nucleotides long. RefSeq names its product protein DETOXIFICATION 8-like. NCBI's taxonomy places the organism in Eukaryota, Viridiplantae, Streptophyta, Magnoliopsida, Ericales, Ebenaceae. Gene Ontology annotation, molecular function: xenobiotic transmembrane transporter activity; antiporter activity. Gene Ontology annotation, biological process: xenobiotic detoxification by transmembrane export across the plasma membrane. The record is from RefSeq and is a predicted model, not a curated record. The transcript is spliced from 7 exons. The coding region runs from base 32 to 1432 and encodes 466 amino acids. Gene Ontology annotation, cellular component: membrane.
AUCAACAACUGCUUUGCAUUGACAGGAUAAAAUGAGAAGGGGCGUGGAAGAGGAGAUACAGGAAGUGAGGGAAGAGAGAAAAUGGAGAAGCUUGAUGCAAGAGCUGAGAAAGGUAAGUUACAUAGCAAUGCCAAUGGUGGCAAUAAACCUAAUGCAGCACUUGUUUCAAGUCAUGUCUGUGAUGAUGGUGGGACACCUGGGUCAACUCUCCCUCGCAAGUGUUGCCAUUGCCAACUCUAUCACCAAUGUCACAGGCUUCAGCCUUCUUACAGGAUUGGCGGGGGGAUUGGACACGCUGUGUGGACAAGCAUAUGGAGCACAGGAAUACAGAAAACUUGCCAAUUAUACUUACGGUGCCAUCAUCUCUCUCCUCUUGACUUGCAUCCCGCUCUGCAUCAUCUGGAUCUUCAUGGACAAGCUACUGAUUCUCAUAGGCCAAGAUCCUUCGAUCUCAGUUGAAGCUCGCAAGUACUCAUUCUAUCUAAUUCCUGCAUUGUUUGGUGGUGCAGUCUUCAAACCCCUGACGCGAUACUUGCAGUCGCAGAGUUUGGUUCUUCCAUUGCUUACAAGCUGCUUCUUUGCCCUAUGCUUACAAGUAGCCUUGUCUUGGGUUCUCAUCUUUAAGUUAAAGUUGGGAAGCAUUGGUGCAGCCAUCUCAAACAGUAUAUGCACUUGGCUCAAUGUUAUAUGCAUCGGAGUUUACAUAAAACACUCUGCAGCCUGUAAGAACAUUCCCAUGGUUCUCUCCAAAGAUGCCUUCCUCUGUAUUGGGAAAUUCUUCCGUUUAGCCGUCCCUUCUGCUGUAAUGGUUUGUCUGAAAUGGUGGGCAGUGGAGGUGCUUGUCUUGCUAUCUGGCUUUCUACCAAAUCCAAAGCUCGAGACUUCUGUGCUUUCAAUAUGCUUUGCCAUCUCUAGUCUGCACUUCAUGAUACCUCACGGAAUUGGGGCAGCUGCAAGUACAAGAGUUUCCAAUGAGCUAGGAGCUGGGAAAGCAAAAGCAGCUCAAAUGGCUGUCUGCACUGUGAUGCUCAUCACAGCCACAGAGACUGCCAUAGUGUGCUCGAGCCUCUACUGCAGCCGGCAUCUUCUGGGACACGCUUACAGCAAGGACCGACCUGUGGUGAAUUAUAUUGCUGUAAUGACUCCCUGGAUUUGUGCUUCCGUUGCCUUGGACAGCUUUCCAGCAGUGAUUUCUGGUAUCGCUAGGGGGAGCGGGUGGCAACAUAUUGGGGCCUAUGUCAAUCUGGGAUCAUUUUAUCUGAUUGGACUUCCAGUAGCCAUUGUUUUGGGUUUUGUUGUACAUAUGAAAGCUAAGGGCUUCUGGAUUGGGAUAGUGGCUGGCACUGCUGUACAAUCAGCCGUUCUCUCUCUUAUAACCGGUCUCAUAGAUUGGCAAAAGCAGGUAACCAUGGCAAGGGAGAGGAUAUUAUAGGGAGAUCAGGAGGAUGGCCCUAAGUUAUUGAAUUGGUUGAAGUAAUUUCUAUUUAAAUAUCUUAGAAUGAGCUCUUAUGAACCAUAAUAGGAUUAACUAAAGGGAUAUCUUCCUUUAAGUUUGAGUUAUUGAAGUACUUUCUAUUCAAAUCUUCAUUGUGUUCUGCAUGAGCUCUUAUGAAGCAUGGUAUGAUGUAUUAAGGCAUGAAAACAACCACAUAGCCUUGUAAGUUCUA